AUGGAGGCACUGCAGUGGAUUCUCUCAGCUGGGACCAAUUUCUUCGAAGGGAUCCAGCUGAGCAACGACCUGGUCCGCCUCCAAGCCACCUUGCCCAAGGCUCGCAUGCUCAUCUGUCGCAGCGAGUGGGGCAUGUUCAAGGACAAGCAGCUCGCGAAGCUUCUCUCGCAUCUCAAGGACACCACCUACGAUGCAGAGGACCUUCUCCGCCAGCUGGAUGAUCAAGUGCUGCGGCAAAGGAUAGAGGACGCUGAUCGGAGCAGGGCAGGUCAACUCUUAUCUUCCUCUCUGAAUCUUGCCAAAACUUAUAUCCGUGGUAGCAAAGCAAGGAUAAAGGAGACCCAAGAGAAGCUCGACAAGGUCGUGGCUGAGAUCGAGGGGAUGCUCAAUCUUAUGGGUCUUAUGAGCGUUGAGCCAUCGCAGAUCAUGCCGGAGACGAGUUCAGUUAUCAGCGCUCCGGAAGUUGUUGGUCGCGAUGGUGAACGAAAUGCAUUGAUUGAGAUGCUUGGUGUGAUGAUUGGGCGUGAGGCCCAACGGGAUCAGGUGAUCAAACUAUUGGGAGUGCCACUCACCAGGGGUAGGAGAUCUGCAGGGUCUAAUGGGAAGAGAACAACAGCUGGCAGUGGUGUCGCAUCUACAUCCAGAGCCAAGCAACCAAAAGGAAACAACGGCAGGGCUGGACAUGCUGAGAUUAACUGCAAAAGCAAUGUUUCUGUCAUCCCGAUUGUUGGCAUUGGCGGUGUGGGGAAGACUACCCUGGCUCAGUACAUCUACAAUGAUCCAAGGGUGAAAAACCACUUUGGUGUGAUGAUAUGGGUCUGUGUCUCAGACUUCUUUGACAAGAAAAGGAUAACAAAGGAGAUCAUUGAAUCCAUCCCUGGGGAGGAAUUCAACCCAUCCUGCAGUCUAAAUGCUCUUCAGAUCGAAUUGAUGGAGCGGCUCAAGAUGUGCCCAAAAUUCCUUUUGGUGUUAGAUGACGUUUGGCCGAACGCUAAUGCUGAUUGGGAGGCAUUUUAUGCACCACUGAGGCGUGGACCUGAAGGCAGCAUGAUCUUAGUGACUACAAGAUGUCCAGUGGUUGCUACUCGUGUGACCACAAGCAACUGUGAGCCUUUCCAUCUCGAAGGAUUGCCUACUGAUGUAUUUUGGGACUUCUUUAAGAAGUGUGCAUUUGGUAGAAAUGACCCAGAGUCAUAUCCUCAUUUGCAAGAUAUUGGUCGGAGUAUUUCGACUAGGUUGUGUGGGUCUCCUUUGGCUGCAAAAACACUUGGGCGCUUGUUGAGUAUGAGGCUGACAGAACAACACUGGAGGACUAUCCAGAAGAGUGAACUGUGGGAGCUACGGCAUGAAGAGAACGAGAUAUUACCAGCCCUUCAACUGAGCUAUUUGUAUCUCCCAGAAGAGGUAAAGACAUGUUUCAUGUUUUGCUCCAUGUUUCCGAAGGAUUAUAGCUUUGAAAGAGACAAGAUAGUUGACAUUUGGGUGGCAGAGGGCUUUGUUGCGCCAGAGGGGAGCAUGCGUUCUGAAGAUGUGGGGAUUUGUUACUUGGAUGAAAUGAGGAACAGAUUUCUUUUUCAAGCUGAUCCAAAGUUCCCGAAUAAAGCAAGAUACGUAAUGCAUGACCUGAUCCAUGAUAUGGCAGUGUCCUUUUCUAUGGAUGAAUGCUUUGUAAUGCAAGAUUUAAGCAACCGAAUGCAUAGUACAGUCCGUCACAUGUCAAUUGAAGUGGAUGGUGAAUCCUUGACCAGAAUGGGAGACAUUCAACAUUUCAAUAAAUUGCAUUCGCUUAGGUUCAUAAUCGGAUUUGAUGUUGAAAUUACCUGGUUCAAUCAGCUUUCCAACAUUCUAUAUUUGAGCCUAAAAGGUUGCAAACUGGUAAAGCUGCCCGAAAGCAUAUGUGAGUUGAAUAGUCUCCGUUAUCUUGACAUAUCUCAUAGCAGUGUACAAGAAUUACCCGAGAAACUCUGGUGCCUUUACAGCCUACAAGUUCUUGAUGCAAGUCGUUCAAGUCUGAAAACAAUCCAUCAGGAUGUAACAAAGCUAAUCAACUUGCGUCAGCUAGCACUUCCAGUGGGUGCCUCUCAAGCCUUAUCAAAGGUCAGUGGUCUUGGAAAUCUGUCUUGCCUACGAGACUUGAGUGAAUUUAGAGUUGCCAAAGAGAAUGGUAGGGGAAUUGGUGAGCUGAAGUUCAUGAAUCAUCUCAAUGGAACGCUCGCUAUCAGAUCUCUUAUUCAUGUUGGGAGCGUGCAAGAGGCUGCUGAGGCUAGACUUAUUGACAAGCAAUACCUCAAGGAACUUGUUCUACAGUGGCGUCAGAAAUCUAUAUUUACUUUGGUGAACAGUGAUAAUGAAGUGUUGGAACAUUUGCGUCCUCAUUCAAGAAUUGAAUGCCUUAAAAUCCUUGGCUUUGCGGGUGAUACGCUUCCAAGCUGGUUUAAACCAGAAGACUUACCAACUUUAAGAAGCCUGGAGCUUUCCUAUUGUGGUUGCUUUCAAAGUUUAUCAAUCCCCUGCUUGGCUGAUAGAACACAAGCUGGUUUAGCGGGGGGUGAUGGAACACAACAUGCAAGCAGCAGCGGCAGUCACAACAAUGGCAUUGCCCCCUUUGCCUUUACAUGCCUCACUGCUUUACGUGUUUACAGAUGCAUUGGGCUAACAAAUCUCGAGCAAUUCUUGAUCCCAGAGACACUGCCAUCCAUCAAGUCGAUAGUGCUUGAGCGCUGUUCGCAUCUAAAAUCAAUACCAGUCCAUCGUUUUGCUGAAUUUGUUUGCCUACAGGACCUGAAAAUCUGUCGAUGUCGCAGGCUGGAGUGCCCACGGGAAAUGGUUUUGCCCACCUCUCUCCGACGACUCUGUAUCGUGGCUUGCAAUUAUGAGCUGGAAAGGUCAUUUCCAGCCUGCCUAGAGAACCUCGCCUCUCUCACCCUCCUGCAGUUGGUUUAUUGUGAUAGCGUCAAGUGCAUCCCGUUGAACUCGAUCGCCUCAAACAUGCUGAAAUGCCUGGUUAUACGUCUUUGCCUGGAGUUGUCAUCCAUCGGAGGAUUGCAGGGCCUUGCAUCCAUACAGCACAUCCAGCUAUCUGACUGCCCAAAGCUUACCGAGGUACAGCUGCCGUUCGAGAAGAAGGAACUGCGGACCAAAGAGGGGAAGGAACUGCUCAAAUUUCUUCACUAG
Messenger RNA from Miscanthus lutarioriparius, 3174 nucleotides. The record is from the annotation of a GenBank genome assembly. Lineage: Eukaryota; Viridiplantae; Streptophyta; Magnoliopsida; Poales; Poaceae.